Auxenochlorella protothecoides is the source of this 1125-nucleotide messenger RNA. Its product is annotated as Vacuole membrane protein 1-like protein. The record is from RefSeq and is a predicted model, not a curated record. The coding region runs from base 1 to 1125 and encodes 374 amino acids. Lineage: Eukaryota; Viridiplantae; Chlorophyta; Trebouxiophyceae; Chlorellales; Chlorellaceae. The transcript has 5 exons.
AUGCCUGCAUUGUUUCACGAGGCCAUGGCGAAGCUGCCGCCCGAGGACCAGCUGGUGAUCGAGCAGGUCCGAUCCCGCAUGGCCGCCUCCCGCUCCCGCCUGACCCUCUUCUCCUCCCCCUUACCCACCUGCCUGGCGUUCGGCAAGAGCUUGGCUGACGCAGGCUGGCGCGGCGUGCGCUGGCUCACCUCCCACCGCCUCUUCCUGGGCCUGGGCGUCCCGCUCAUCGCCGCGUACCUGGCGCUCAGGGUCGCGGGGGUGGCCUCGGGGGCGCUGGGCGAGGCGGAGGCCUGGCUGCAGUACGCCGUGUGGUGGGUGGGCCUGGGCGUGCUCUCCUCCAUCGGCCUGGGCACCGGCAUGCACUCCGGCCUCCUCUUCCUCUUCCCGCACAUCCUCAAGGUGUGCCUGGCGGCCGAGCAGUGCGGGCACCUGCGCUUCGACGCGCGGGGCGACACCUGGUCCUCCAGCGAGGGCUUCCACUGCGGCGCGCACCCUCCCGGCCCCGUGGGCUUCUGGGACGUGUUCUGGAAGGUGAUCGGCACCUGCGUGCUGUGGGGCUGCGGCACCGCUCUGGGCGAGAUCCCGCCCUACGCCAUCUCCUACCACGCCGCACGCCUGGGCGAGCGCAGCGCCGAGAACUGGAUGCUGCGCUUCAUCCAGCGCCACGGCUUCUGGGGCAUCCUGGCGCUGGCGGCCUACCCCAACGCGGCCUUCGACCUCUGCGGCAUCACCUGCGGCCACUUCCUCAUGCCCUUCUGGGAGUUCUUUGGGGCCACGCUGCUGGGCAAGGGCGUGAUCAAGGUGGCGGGGCAGACCGCCUUCUUCGUGGCCCUGUUCCGGGAAGGCACCCGAGAGCGCGCCUUUGCGGCCAUCGAGGCGGCCACCCCGGCCCGCCUGCCCUUCCUGGCUCCGGGCCCGGGCGGCGCCACGCCUGCGCAGGCGCUGCACGCCGUCGUCAACGCCCGCAUCGCCGCCUUCCAGGACGGCGUGGCCGCGCGUGCCGCUGCGCCGCCCAGUUUUGCGCAGUCCUACGUCGCGGAGCGGGACCGCGCCGCGCUCCAGGCGCUGGUGGACCGCAUGGUGAGGGAGCAGGGGGGCGACGACCAGGCGGCAGACCAGGAGUAG